UGUCGGAUCAUGUCAAGGUGCCUCAAACUAUGAUUCUUCUCGACUUGUCAUUCUAAAUCCAGCAGCAUAAUUAUUGGAGACCUGUCUGGUUGAAGGUGCUUUUCUCGUGUCCUUUGCUUUGCUUUCACAUGGUGGUGGGUGCAGCGUGGAGUAGAUUAAUAUCAUGAAUAGUCUCAAAUAAAUCUUCUAUCUUUUCCUUUAUGAAAGAAGGCCAGAAAGGAAAGGAAAAAGGAAGAUUAGCUGACGCAUGUCCUCCUGUUGCCACCAGCAUCCAUCUCCCUUUAUAAGCACCCUUCCUGCCCUCUCUUCUCUUUCCCUUUCUCCUCCUCCUCCUCCUCCUCAUCUGUGUGCAGGAUCAGGUUGAUAAUAGAGAUAUGAGCAUCUCAAGGGAGAACUGCUACUCGACCCUUGUGCUGUUCCGAUUCCUUAGAGAGGUUGUAGUCUUCUUGUCUCUCAUGGUCAAUUGGCUCUUCUUUCCCUGCUACGACUGGUGGCCUACUUCAUCCGCUGAAGACGAAGCGGAAGGAGGCAAAGGAGCAGAGGACAGAGCUCGUCACCGCGCCGCGGCGCAAGCGGUGAGGGAGACCCUCCACGUGUCGACCUUCGGCGAGGUGGCGGGAGAGGAGGAGGAGGCCGGCGCCGUCGCCACGGCGUGCGCGGUGUGCCUGAGCGAGGUGAGCAGGUGGGACAAGGUGUGGGAGUUGAGGAACUGCAGGCAUGUGUUCCACCAGGGAUGCCUCGACCGGUGGCUCGACCACGACGAGCACCUCAGCUGCCCCCUCUGUCGCGAACCGCUCCUGGCUCGACGGCCGCCGUCUCUUCCACCGCCGCCGCUGGAGGCCAGCUGGGCGGUGGAGCGUCUCCUCUACCUUUUCGGAGACGACCUCCUCCCUCCCCCUUCUUCAUAGCUUCAUCAUCUUCUCCUUGAUACGAAGCUCGUUUCCUCUUCCUUC
Molecule: messenger RNA, 953 nt
Organism: Musa acuminata subsp. malaccensis (wild Malaysian banana)
Lineage: Eukaryota; Viridiplantae; Streptophyta; Magnoliopsida; Zingiberales; Musaceae
Product: brassinosteroid-responsive RING protein 1
Biological process (GO): protein ubiquitination
Molecular function (GO): ubiquitin protein ligase activity
Source: RefSeq, a predicted model, not a curated record